AUGUGCUCCUUUGCCCAAAUGAUACACAAAAUGUGCAUGUACAAAGAGAGAAAGCACCUUUUGCCAGCUCACUACAAAAACAGGGCAGGCCAAAAAACCUCCAGAUGGUUUUACACAAGAACCCCGUGGGAGUAUCAGGUUCUUUUCUGCUUGGACCGUUAUGCUCCGGUGUUUGUAAGCAUACUGAUAUUUUCAGGCUAUUCGUGGUUUGUGGCUGUCCUAAAUUACAUGAACACCCUGCAAAACAACGCCGUGAUACUUCUGUACGGCUGCGGGCUUGCAUACAUCGUCCUGUUCCACGAAAAAUACAGAGAGGCAUCCCCCUCCUGGGAGCGGGGAGUCAAAAGAGCUUUUCUUCUGCAGGCAGUUGGCAUAGUUAUUGCUCUCGGCAUCGCAGCGGUUAGCAGAAUAAACCCAGGCUCUUCCUUCACAAAGUAUUUUAUACUGGAGGAGGCUGUUCUAUACGCCGGAAUUAUACUGUACAGCAUAAACUACUCGAACACAAUUCUGGUAAAAAGAGCUCUUAUUGCGGCAACAGCGCUCUAUUCACUAAAGGCAGGCAUAUCUUUUCAGAAAACUCUUUCCGCUGGAGUUGCAUAG
Messenger RNA from Nematocida major, 600 nucleotides. RefSeq lists its product as uncharacterized. The transcript has a single exon. The record is from RefSeq and is a predicted model, not a curated record. The coding region runs from base 1 to 600 and encodes 199 amino acids. Lineage: Eukaryota; Fungi; Microsporidia.